GCGGCAAGAAGGUGGUGGACAAGCUGGUUCCGGGAGCUGGGGGAUUCAAAGUCUACGAGGACUAUUCCGUCAAGCUGAAUCAGACGAACGUGGACGGGAACAACAACAAGUACUAUAUCAUCCAGCUCCUCACUGGCCAUGGCGAGUAUCACACCUGGAAUAGGUGGGGACGAGUGGGUGAGUCAGGACAGACGAAAUUCCAGUCGUUUUCGGAUGUGGCCUAUGCGAUCAAGGACUUCGAGAAGAAGUUCCGUGAGAAGACUUGCAAUGCCUGGGAGAACCGCGACGAUUUCAAGAAGAAGGCGGGCAAGUACAUCAUCAUCGAGACCGAGGAGGGCGAGGGCGGUGGAGACGCUGCACCCAUGGGGAAGCUGACAGAG
Messenger RNA from Symbiodinium sp. CCMP2456, 380 nucleotides. NCBI's taxonomy places the organism in Eukaryota, Dinophyceae, Suessiales, Symbiodiniaceae. The record is from the annotation of a GenBank genome assembly.